AUGAGGUCGCGAUCUUCGCUUUCUGUGGAGGAGCUGCGCGAAAUUACGCAAAAGAUGAAUCUCUCUACUUCCAUGCAAGCUAAAACAGCUCCGAAAAAGACGCCAUUCGGCCGCUCCUACUCCGCUCCAGUAGACCUCCAAGCUCAUGCUCAGCGCCGCGCCGCACCAGCUCAAUUCAGGCUCAUGCUCGUUACGGAUCUACCGGCUCAACCGGCUCCACUGGAUCAUACUCGGACGGCUCUAUAA
This is a messenger RNA of Oikopleura dioica, 246 nucleotides long. Lineage: Eukaryota; Metazoa; Chordata; Appendicularia; Copelata; Oikopleuridae. The record is from the annotation of a GenBank genome assembly.